AUGGAUGCAUUCAUCACUGCCUUCGUCCUAAGAAUGUUCCCUACGUGGAUGCGAUCCGUGAUCGCGCCAUUCCUGCCCGCUAGGUAUCGACUGAAGAAUCAUCGCGCAAAAGCCGAACAAGUCUUAGCUGCUAAGAUAGCAAAGCACCAAGAAGCUCGACGAAGAAAGGAGAGGGGUGAGCCGGUCGAAGAGGAAGACACACUCAUGGACUGGAUGUUGGACAAUGGCAAUGAACAGGAGACCGACCUUGCUGAGAUGUCAAACCGCCAACUGGCUAUGACACUUGCAAGUGUCCACACUACAUCUACGAACACCGCAUCCUUCCUAUUCGAACUCUGCGCUCACCCUGAGUUCUUCCCCGUGCUACGGGAAGAAAUUGAAGAAGUUGCCAAGGAAGCAGGAAAAGACGCCAAGGUCGACAUCAGACGAUGGCACCCUCAGUUAGAGAAGAUGGAUUCGUUUCUAGUGGAGUGCUUCAGAGUUCAUCCCCCAAUUCUACUGAGCCCGCAGAGAGUAGCGCUACAGGAUUACACGUUGAGGGAUGGCACAUUCUUACCUAAGGGAUGCAGAAUCGCAUUCGCCAACGGAGAGCACCAAAUGGACCCCGCUAUCACCCCCAACCCAGAAGUAUUCGAUCCUAUGCGUGCCUACCGCAAGCGACACUCCGAUCCGGAUCAAUACGACAGGAACCAAGCAGUACUUACUGAUGUAAACAACAACCUAACAUUCGGAUACGGCAACCAAGCCUGCCCAGGAAGAUUCCUCGGAGUCGCCGAGGUGAAGUUGCUAGUUGCCCGAUUUAUCACCGAAUUCGACUUUAAGUACCCCGAAGGCAAAACGGUGCCGAGGACCUUGUCUGCAGAUGAGAAUGUGUUCUUCGAGCCUAGCGCGACUCUACUAAUGAGGAAGAGGAAAGUCGAUUAA
Molecule: messenger RNA, 924 nt
Organism: Hypoxylon trugodes
Lineage: Eukaryota; Fungi; Ascomycota; Sordariomycetes; Xylariales; Hypoxylaceae
Product: cytochrome P450
Exons: 2
Coding region: 1-924 (307 amino acids)
Molecular function (GO): iron ion binding; monooxygenase activity; heme binding
Source: RefSeq, a predicted model, not a curated record